Crotalus tigris (Tiger rattlesnake) is the source of this 7469-nucleotide messenger RNA. RefSeq names its product neurexophilin 1 (gene NXPH1). The transcript is spliced from 3 exons. Lineage: Eukaryota; Metazoa; Chordata; Lepidosauria; Squamata; Viperidae. Bases 1078 to 1893 code for a protein of 271 amino acids. Gene Ontology annotation, molecular function: signaling receptor binding. The record is from RefSeq and is a predicted model, not a curated record.
CUUGAAGCUUCCCUUUCCAAAUGCUUUAUUGUUUGUUCGGGAGCCAAGGGCGACAUCAUUAUUCAUAUUCAUGGGAUAUUAAUUGCUACUUAGAAAGAAGAGGGAGCCAGAAAUCAGCAAAGCAAGCGGGGCGGGGCGAGAGAGAGAGAGAAAGAGAGAGAACGAAACGAAGCGAAGCCAAUCUUUCUUCUGUCUCCCGGCGCAAAGGGCACGUUAACGCUUUGCUAGGGCAUCCCGUUUCCACGCCCCGUGGUUCCAGGCGAGGAGACCACCGUCAACGCCGGCAGCUGUGUAAGCCUGCGGAAGAGCGGAAGAGAGUCCUCUGGCGGCAGGGCACUGCACUGCAGAGUUCCUCGGGAGGACUCUGAUUCGCCGCCAGUUUCAGGCGAGAGAGGCUGGGGUGCAGCUUAAAGUCUCAUAGCUUUACCCCUUCCUUUUUCCAGCUGAAAUGGUUCGGACAGCGCUCUGGGGCUCUGCCACCCAGCCGCUUGCAUUGUAUCGCUUGGCUUCCCCUCCCCUUCCCCCUUCAACUUCUCCUCCCCCUUUUCUCUCCCUUCCCCCUAAAGAGAUGAUCAGCCAAGGUCUUUGCAGAUAGAUUUGAUCGAAACUUAAAGAGCAACCAUCGCUGGGCACUUGCUGGCCAAUAAGUCAUUUUUAAUAGAGACAAAUCACUCGGAACGCCCAGGAGGCAAUAGCGGUGGCUGCUGCAAAAAGACGCGGGCGGUCCGGACAGCCUCAGGUCUCCUUCCUCUUGCAAGUUUCCUGCCAUCGUGACCGUACCUGGGCGCUUCCCUUCCGAAACCGGCGGCACCUGUUUCCACGGGAUCUCCGCCCAUAUCAUGGAGCAACCGCGCCGAGGGGACCCUGUCCGAGCACCCGAGCCCGCGUAGCUGGCUUUGAUUGCUGUGCUGAUUUCCUUCCUAUGGACUAUUGCCAGAGAUCGAUACCUGCUUUCGGACCCCACAUGCAGCUGAAGCGAGCUGUCCUGGCUCUUUAAAGUAGAUGCCGGGUGGAUCUAUGGUUCUGGCGAAACAGAGAGGGAGCCCGAGCAGCGCGAAGGAAGUUUGAGCCGCGAGGAUGCAGCCCACAUAUUGGUACGCGGUGCUUCUGCUGCAACCUUUGCUGUACCUGGUCACCUGUGCAAAUUUAAGCAGUGGUGGCAAAUCAGAACUUCUAAAAGCAGGCAGUUCCAAAUCCAUACUAAAGCAUAUAUGGACAGAAAGCAGCAAAGACUUAUCAAUCAGCCGGCUGCUAUCACAGACUUUUCGCAGAAAAGAAAAUGCAACAGAUUUGAGUAUGCGGUACGAUGCUCCUGAAACUUAUUCAGAGCAAGAUCUAUGGGAGUGGCUGAGGAACUCCACGGAUCUUCAAGAGCCUCGAUCCAGAGCAAAGCGACGGCCCAUUGUCAAGACUGGGAAGUUUAAGAAAAUGUUUGGCUGGGGCGAUUUUCAUUCCAAUAUCAAGACAGUCAAGCUAAACCUGUUGAUAACUGGGAAAAUAGUUGAUCAUGGCAACGGGACAUUCAGUGUUUACUUUAGGCAUAAUUCAACCGGCCAAGGGAAUGUAUCAGUGAGCUUGGUGCCCCCAACCAAAAUAGUAGAAUUUGACUUGGCACAACAAACAGUGAUUGAUGCCAAAGAUUCCAAGUCCUUCAACUGCCGCAUUGAGUAUGAAAAGGUUGACAAAGCCACCAAGAACACACUCUGCAACUAUGAUCCUUCUAAAACAUGUUACCAGGAGCAAACCCAAAGUCACGUCUCAUGGCUCUGCUCCAAGCCCUUUAAAGUAAUCUGUAUUUACAUUUCCUUUUAUAGUACAGAUUAUAAACUAGUACAGAAAGUAUGCCCAGAUUACAACUACCAUAGCGACACGCCAUACUUCCCUUCGGGUUGAAAAAGACCAUACAUCUAAGACUGAGGAUCCCAAGGAAUAAAAUAAAUCAAAUCAAAUAAAAGAGGUCAUAUGACAGGGCUAUUACCUCAAAGAAGAAGGCCACAUCUUUUGCCCAGAAUGUGUCUACAUUUUGUUGCUGAUAUCAACUGGCUGCAAAUAUGUUAACGGAAGCCAAUCUAAUCAUUUCUGCCCAGUCAGCUCCAUUACAUAUCAGUCCAGUUGUAAAUCACUAUUUAAAUGAUGCCACAUAUGGUUUCUCUUUCUCUUUCCUUCUUCCUCUUUGCAUCUACAGAGGUACCUCUUAAGAUGACUUUCAUCGUCUGAUAUGUUCAGGAUCAUCUAUCAUCAAGCAAAACAGAUUAAUUAGCUAAAGAAUGGUUAUGGAAAUAACCAAUGUUAUGGAAAUCUAAGUCUUGAAUACAUGAUAAUCAGUAAUCCCCAUUCAUGCAUUCCUUCACUUGAAGUAGCUGUACUGGUAAAUAUUACUGUGUAGGAGUAAUUGCUUGUUCAAAACUGGGAUGGGGGUGGGUAGCAGGGGAUAUGUGUGUGUUUAGAGUUCAGUAGUUCUCUUCAUAUAAACACAAUUUAGGGUAGUGACUUUUCUCCAGCACACUGUGGGCACAUUCAAGGUGAUGUUAGGUGGCUCUUACUCUGCAGGGGGGGGCCUAUUGAACAAAUAAAGAUGAGCAAACAUUUGGAAUUUACAUGUUAACAGACCUGAUGAUUUUUUGCAUCCUGAUAGUCAUCACUUCACACAGACUUGGCAGUCAUCCCCAACUGAGAAGUCCUACAGUCACCAUGUAGGAAAGAAAAAUGCCUGAAAGGCAACCUGUAAGUUGUAAAUGUCUGUCUUAUCUUUAUUACACAAUAUUGUAACAAAUUCAAUAUCCUAGUCCUCAUUUGUAUGAAUGGUUUGUAUUGUACAUAGUUUAACCAGUGUUAUUUCAGCUGCUAAUUAAUAUUAACUUGUAAUUGUCUCUUUCUCUCUCCUCUCUUUCUUCUGCUUAUUAUAGGUUAAAAACAAAACAAGGAAAUGAGGAAUCCAUUUUAUCAAUGUAGCUGUAAACUCCAUUUAAGAAGACAGCAUUCUGUACAAAGCAUAUAUUCAGCUAAAUUAUUGUUAUACACUUACAACAUUUACAGUCUGUCUGUAUUUAGACUUUUUCUUUCCAGGUGAAAAAUAUUGAAAUGUACAUAAAAAUAAAAUACUGAAAUUCAGUUUCAAUAUGCAUUCUGUAGCUGGUGGUUUAAAUAGCACGAGAAGACUGAUUAUUCAAUGGGAGUAUGUUCUUUUGCAAGUCGAUAUAUGCUGGAGACUUUGAUGUUUGUUGUCCCACACUGCUGACCCAGAAAAGUUGGCCCCCACAGAUCAGGUUUCUUAUCUUUAUAUGCAACUUUUCAAUCAACAAAAAACUUACUAAUUCCCAGUGAUUUUCAUAAGACCCCCAAGGAUAUGAAAUCAAAUUUAACAUAAUGUCAAGAGGUCACUAUGUCAGACUAAGGUUGUACCAAUUUCCUAAAAAUAGAAGUGAGAUGUAGUACAGUGUUGAAAAUUCUGAUCCUUGUUCUUCAUUCCUCCCACCCCAAUACUUUUAACCUGGUAGGAAAACUUUGCUGGAUGGGGGAAAAAAAGUUGCAAGCAGGAAACUUAUCAGCAUCAUUUAUAGAUAUGAUGCUACAUAAAAAGGUUCCAAGCAUUAUCUGCCAUUAUGAUCUGAUUUAGUCAUAAGCCACAAAUGAAAUCUGUAGCAUCAUAUCAUACAGAUUGCUUCAUAGUGUAAAUCAUUACCUCAAUUUAGGCAUUUAAAUCAGUAACAGGUGUGAUAAAGAUAGCUUCUGUUGCCAAUAUACACAAUCCUAUUCUAAUUUUUUCCCCAGUGUAUAUGCUUUCUUUUCUACUUUCAUGGAAUUCCUAUAAAAUGGGACAGGCUGCAACUCAAAAUCUAUGAAUCAAGUUCCUAGAAUUCAAGUACAGCUCGAAAUGGUGUUUACCAUGCACUACUACCAAACACUACUGGCAAAAUAUAGAUUAGAAUCUUUUGAUAUUUCUAUAGGAGAUCUGCAAUAUACAUCAACAAGUGUUCCAUCAUUCCUGUUGAUUUAACAAUAUUUUUUCUAAGUAAAAUUGUCAAUAAAAGAAAGCCUGAAGAAGAAAGGAGAACCCAUGAAUAAAUAUGUGUAAAAGGGUUUCUAAACCUGGUUUGAAGCUACUGACCAUUUUUUUAAAUAAUUCAUAUAAGUUAGGAGUAUCUAUAGGAGGAUUGAAAAAAGUCAAGAUGAUUCCUUUUAUCACAUGCUUAUGAUUCCCAUUGUUUGUUUACAAUUAAAGAUCAGUUAUUAAAAAUACAUAAAAUAAAAACACACAUACAGUCACAUAUACAUAUUGUCUAGGAUGUAGUCAGUUGAUGUAGCCAGCAUUCCAUGAUUUAAUGUUCUAUGGGCAAAAUGUUCUCAACCUGUGGCCCGCAGACUCCUAGAGGGCUGUGAUGUCAUCACAGGGGGUACCACAAAGACUUGAAAAAAUGUUAUGAUUUAAAUCUUGAGUUAAGUCUUGGGGUCUGUGGCCACAAAAGGUAUUUAAAGGAGGUCUAUGUUGAAGAAAGGGUUGAGAACCACUGCCCUACUGAAUUGACUAUGAGCUUAGAGUUUCUACAAAUUAAAAAAUAUUAAUGCUGUAGAAACAGAGAAUAAUUAAAUACAUAGAUUUUGUUCUGACCUUAUCCAUCCCAUGUUCUCUUUUUGGGAAGUACAACCAGUGGCAUGCCAGUCAAAUACCAAUUUAGAUCAUGGUCCUAGAAAAGUUGUACUGUCUGUAACUAUCAUUCAGGUUGACUUUUCUUUGGUAUCAGUUAAUAUAUGGAAAGAUUAUUUGGGCAAUUAAUGAUGGCUUGUGCCUUGAAUUUUUAAAGUCUUCUAUUGAAUGCUACUGCUUGAAGUGCUAUGCAGCAUGUGACCUCACUCCUCUACCCCUUGAUAUGACAUUUAAUGAUCCACCCACUGAUGCUAACUGAACAAGACUUGUUGCCCUAUGUCUACAAUAGAAAAAGAAGGAGGGAUGUUAAAAAUGGGCAGUCUGGCUUACUGCAUUUGAAAUGAAUGAAGUUAUGUGGAUUAGCAUAUGAAAAAAAACUGGCUAUAUUAUCAAUAAGUAAACUGAAAAUCAAGCACUAUUUUUAACCAGGAAAAAAUGACAAGAAUAUAUUGGAAGGUUAGGAUUCAGUGUUACAAGAAAUCAACGGAUCUUUAAUAGAUAACCUGUUUCCAACUGCUUUUUGUUUAGCUUUCCUAAUGAUUUCCAAACAGAUUGAAUUGCAGUCACACAGUAUCGAAUAUAUGUGUAUAUGUAGAAUAUAUAUAUGUGUGUGUGUGUGUGUGUGUGUGUGUGUGUGUGUAUGUGUAUAUCUAUAUAUGCACACACACACAUACAGUUGAGCUUUUGGGUGGUUGCUAUAGCUCCUCCAAAAAGUUGGCUUUUCUUUGAAGAAGAAUUAGUGAUUUAUAAUUCUUAAAACCUGUAGAGAAAUUAUAGACAAUUAUAGUAAAAAAAGUCAAGACAGCAGCUGCAAGUGUACAGCUGAAGCACUACCCUUUUUAUAAGCAUUGCAAUGUGUAUGAAAAGGGUAGGACUUUGGUUAUAUGUGCAUGGCCACCAUCUUAAUUUUUUGACCCCUGUGGAUGUGCCUGAUUAUAGAAUAUCUGAAGAAAAGACUAUUAACUGUUUUUAAUUAGUGUAAUUACAUUUAAUUCAAUUAACAUGAACUUGCCAUUCCAUCCCUUUCUUUGUCUUGACCUUGCCUCUUUUCUGGAGUGCAAUCUUUGGCAUGUUGCUGAGAAGCCAAGGGUGACUCUCCUGCCUGAAAAUGUAUCCUUUCUGUGCACAUUUAUCAAGUUAAGUCAAUAAAAUGAUGUUUCUAACAAAAGUCAUUCUAACCUUCAUGGAGUCUUAUCUUAAGUGUUUGCUGGCUUUCUUGUUUUAUUGUUUUUCCAUUUUAUCUCUAAAGUUUCUUUUCCCUCUUGCCCACACUAUACCCAAUAUUGGUGGAUUUCACAGCAAGCAUUAGAAAUACUAACUAUAACUGAAAGCCUUUUUUCAGGUUUGGGGAAAAAAGUGCUUCAAAAUAAGAUCCUGGGCCACAGUGAUUUAGACAACAUAGCAGAUAAGGUACAUUGUCUUAAGCUCAGCUGGAAUUCAACAUUCAAAGCAGGGCAAUAAUUAAUUUUCUGUAUUUUUUAAAAGGUAUGUUGUUCAUUUUUGCAGAGGCUUGAUCUUUCUUUUUUAAAUACAUUAGCCUCUUAUGGUCUUGAUCUAUGGAUUCGUUUUGCUUGCUAGAAUAACUAGCCUGCAGUCUCAAAAGCCAAGCUAGUUUGGUGCAAUAUUUGUCUGAGUUAAACGUGCUAGAUUGAGAUCUGAGAAUAUAUCUUUGUUUGAUUUCAGAUUAUAUUUAAAAGAACUUUGCAUUGUGUAAACUGGAUGCUUUUCAAGUUAAACAUACAGAAAUAGAAGCUUUGCAUAUUUAGAAAUCUCAUCAUACUCUGAUGUUAUUCAACUUCACAGUUAAACUUAAGUAUCUAUGCAUCUUUUUAAAUUUGUAACAUGGAUAUAUUUUUUUCAAAUCUAUAGCCUUUUAGGGGUGGUAUGGUGAUAAUUUCCUCUGACAGCUUGAUCCUAAUGUUUUUUCUCUGAAAAUAAAUUGUUCUGUGCUACAGUAUGAACAGUGAGAACAAUUAAACAGUGGAACAGUUUGUCUACAGCUUGUUGGUGCUUCAUCACUGGAGGCUUUUAAGAAGAAACUGGACAGCCGCUUGUCUGAAAUUGUAUAGUCUCCUGCUUGAGCAGGGGAUUGGACUAGAAGACCUCCAAGGUCCCUUCCAACUCUAUUAUUCUGUAUUCUGUAUAUUAACUCCUACUCAUUACUUUUGAGAUUGAAAUUUCCAUCUCUUUCAGAACAGAGAAAGAUGUUAGCAUCACUAGCAUGAUAGUUUUCUGGCAUAGUUUAAACCAGGUUUAUGGUUUUAUAGUAACUUGCAGCCAAGAUUAGACAUUAAUGUUUAGAUAGCCAUAUUUGUGAAAAAAGUGUUUUAAACAAAUAGAAGUAGAGAUAUGAUGAAAUGUGUUGUCAAUUUCAUAUCUUGUAUGUGUUCUUUCUUUCUCAUUAUUAUCUGUAUUUAUCUUUCUUAGUCAUAUAGUUAAAGUUAUCCACUGGCUUCAUAAUAUUGCCAUGUAUUAUGUGUUAAAUUUCUUAAACGUUUAUUGUAAACCUGAUGGAUGACCUGGCUCCUGCUUCAGUAUGGAUAUGUAGAUUUGUGUUAUUAUCAUCAGAUGCCCAUGGUGCCAUUAUAGCCUAAUAUUCAUCAUUAUAGUAAAUGAAAAAAUAGUAUUUUUUUGGCCAGGAAACUGAUAUAGCUGGAGAAAUAUUGUGAUAAGCAAGUAGGAAUUUGAAAGAAUUUUCAGUUCAGUUUGAACUGAAUCCUAGAUCUUAACCCUAAUCCUAAAAUAAACUUCGUCAAUUAACCCUCUUCAUUCAUUGUACAAUCUGAGGACAAUUGAGCUGUAAACAUUAACUUGUCUUUCCAAA